Molecule: messenger RNA, 1175 nt
Organism: Caenorhabditis sp. 36 PRJEB53466
Lineage: Eukaryota; Metazoa; Nematoda; Chromadorea; Rhabditida; Rhabditidae
Source: the annotation of a GenBank genome assembly
AUGUUGACGGAACUGGCGUUCAGCCUAUUCGCCGCUUGGAUAGUCAUUUUCAGUCAGGCUCUUCACAAAAUCGAAGAAGGACACGUUGGAGUCUACUACCGGGUGCGACGCCUUCUUUCUCAGUUGUCCACAACUGGAAAGUAUCUUUUUCAGGGAGGAGCUCUUCUGAAAACGGUAACUCAACCCGGUUACCACAUGCAUAUUCCCUUUCUGACGACCGUCAAAUCAGUGCAAGUUACCCUUCAAACCGACGAAGCGACCAAUGUUCCGUGCGGAACUUCCGGAGGAGUCAUGAUCUAUUUCGACCGCAUCGAAGUCGUCAAUAUCUUGGCGCAAGAAAGCGGUGAGAAAAACGGAUACACUUCGAAAUGCUCAUUGUUCUUCAGUUUAUGCAAUUGUCAAGAAUUACACUGUCGACUACGACCGACCGCUCAUUUUCAACAAAGUGCACCACGAAGUCAAUCAGUUCUGCAGCAUCCAUACCCUUCAGGAAGUCUACAUUGAUCUCUUCGGUACCUUUCGAUGUCUUUUUACUUUGAGCCCCAAUUUCUCCGCUUGUUUCCAGAUAAAAUUGACGAGGAAAUCAAGAGUGCGCUCCAGGAAGAUCUCGUGAAAAUGGCCCCUGGCCUCUUCGUGCAGGCCGUUCGAGUCACAAAACCAAAGAUUCCGGAGGCGAUUCGACUGAAUUACGAAAAGAUGGAAGCGGAGAAAACGAAGCUGCUCGUGGCACAUGAAACUCAGAAAGUCGUGGAGAAACUGGCAGAAACAGAGAGAAAGAAGGCUGUGAUUGAGGCGGAAAAGAGUGCGCAAGUGGCACUGAUCCACCAAAAGCAGCUGAUUGCCGAGAAGGAAACACAGAAACUGUUGAAUCAAUUGGAAGCGGAGAGCCAUUUGAGUAAGAGCAAAAUUCAGUGAUCAUCAGAGAAACGAUCCCUUUCAGCCAGCGAGAAAUCAAAGGCCGACGCAGAGUUUUAUAGAGCCAAGAAGCAAGCAGACUCCAACAAACUCUUGCUCACCAAGUAAAGGAAUGUACUUAAUUUUCUGACAGUUUGAGUUGUUUCAGGGAGUUCCUGGAGCUUCAGCAGAUCCAGGCCGUCGCCUCGAACAACAAGAUCUACUACGGAGACAGCAUCCCGAAAGCGUUCGUAUUCGGGAACAGCCAGAAAGUCGAAUAA